AUGAAGCAGCUUAUAACGGGUUGCCCACACCUCCGCUCACUGCACUUCCACCUCAAUUCUGAUGAAUACCUCACUAUAAGAGAAGAGGUCUUUCCCCUCCUCUCCCGUCUCACCCACCUCUCCCUCCCUCUCUCCGACCUCCCACCUAACCUCCUUCCCCACCUCUCCUCCCUCCGCUCUCUCCGUCUCUCCCUCUCUGCACCCCACCAUCCCCUCCUCCUCUCCGGUCGCCCCUUCCACUCUCUCCCCCUCCUCUCCCUCCUCCACCUCUCCCUCGCCUCUCCCGCCUCAGUGCUUUCCGAGCCUCUCUCGCCGGACCUGUUUGUGGGGCUCGGCCGGAGCCUGCGGUCCUUGACUUUCCUGGUGCAUGCGAAGCAGAAGGGGGCGGAUGAGGGAGAGGAUGGUGGGGAAGGGGGGAUGGGGAGGAGUGGGGAGGAGGAGGAGGGCGGAUGGGUGGGGGAUGAGUGGGCGAGGGAGGACGAGGUGGUGGGUGGCUUCCUGCGUCGCUCUGGUCGCUCACACGCCUGCAGCACCUCAUCGCGGAAAAAGAAAAUGUCUAAAUUGGUGGUCCGAAGGUUUUUCUACGGAAAGUUUGCGGUUUUGUUGCGCUAA
This is a messenger RNA of Closterium sp. Yama58-4, 612 nucleotides long. Lineage: Eukaryota; Viridiplantae; Streptophyta; Zygnematophyceae; Desmidiales; Closteriaceae. The record is from the annotation of a GenBank genome assembly.